Arachis duranensis is the source of this 1506-nucleotide messenger RNA. Its product is annotated as E3 ubiquitin-protein ligase RING1-like. Gene Ontology annotation, cellular component: cytoplasm. Gene Ontology annotation, molecular function: ubiquitin protein ligase activity. Gene Ontology annotation, biological process: protein ubiquitination. The coding region runs from base 173 to 1015 and encodes 280 amino acids. The record is from RefSeq and is a predicted model, not a curated record. NCBI's taxonomy places the organism in Eukaryota, Viridiplantae, Streptophyta, Magnoliopsida, Fabales, Fabaceae. The transcript has 2 exons.
CCCCACUUUCUCUCUCUCUUCACCUUCUUCAGUUCUCCUCCCACCCCCUCUCUCUCAUCUUAACCAUGACUCCUCGCUGCCCUUUCCUGACUCCUCAGAAACUCAAAGUCAAACUCCUCACUUAAUUGAUUAAUCCCCUCCUCCACAGCCGCUUGCACCAACACCACCCAUCAUGGCGACGGCGACGGGGGCGGAGGAAUCAGAACUCAAUACCUAUUGGUGCCACGAAUGCGACAUGAGCGUCGCCCUCUCCUCUUCCCGUUCUUCCCCUCUCAUGUGUCCCCACUGCCGCACCCACUUCCUAGAACUCAUGGACUCACCUUCCCAAAACGACGCCGUUGCACCACUCUCCUCUCUCUCCCUCUUUGAUUCCCCCUUCUUUCACCGCCUAAUCCACCACCACCUCGUUUCCAACUCCAAUACCAACACCACCGACAGUCCAAACGACGACGUUGCUUUCGAGGACCCACUCUCUUUACUCUCCCCGUCCCUGAUUUCCUCCAAAACAGCGUCGUCCAAGUCCUCCGCAACUGCCGUCCCCGUAAUUCUUGUCACCUCCGCGUUGCUCUCCCAGCUCGAUCCAACCGGUGUCGUUUCGUGCGCGGUGUGCAAGGACGACAUUGAAAUCGACGAGGAAGCAAAGCAGCUUCCGUGUAACCACCUUUACCACUCCGAUUGCAUCACGCCGUGGCUCGAACUCCACGAUUCGUGCCCGCUCUGCCGGUUCCGACUUUCGGCGGCAGAGGAGGAGGCGGAAGGGGAGGAAGAAGACGGCUUCGAUGGUGCUUUGACGUCGAGCGAGAUCAGGAGUCAGCUGAGGGCGGCGAUGGUGAGGCUUUCGGAGCUAAUGGAGGAAGAGGAGGAUGAUUUCUACGGGUUGAGGACCACUCUGAAUCACAUUGCCUCAAGGCACGGCUUGAUUGGCUCCAAUGGUGCAUCUGUGGUGAGCGAGGAGGGUGAGGGUGGUGAUUCGGAGAAUUUUUCCAGAAUCGGUGGUGGCAAUGGCAGUGAAUGAAGGGGUGGUCUUGUCUGCAAAUUCAUCAAUGUAUAAGGUAUAUAGUGUAUUAAAAGAAUCUUCAAGUUGUAUUGCCAUAGAUCGUCUUAACAAGUGUAAAUCUGCACCGACGAUUGUGCUGUUCCAAUUUUUCUUUGGAUCACUCCAUUAGGUAGUUGUAGUAUUUAGUAUAUAGCUGGAAAUACAAUAAACUGAUUAUGCACGCGAGUAAGCUACAUUUCUUUCCUCGCGUACCCAUCAUCCAGUCUCUCUAUGUUGGUCCUUGAAUUUGGAUUCUCUACUCGUAUUUACCCUCUAUUCUAGGCAAUAAAAUCUUAGAUUCAGCUACUGUUUCUUGUUGCGGUGUCUGAAUUGCUAAAGUAGAUCCUUUGCAUCGAAUAAUUUUGUUUAGUUUUUCUUGGUGUUUCAUGAAAUUGUAUAUGGAUUGAAUCUUCUGAGUGUGGCUAUGUAGUAUGGAAGAGCCUUUAUAUGCAUAUUCGUUGUGUCUUGAA